Neoarthrinium moseri is the source of this 1857-nucleotide messenger RNA. RefSeq lists its product as uncharacterized. The transcript has 4 exons. The record is from RefSeq and is a predicted model, not a curated record. NCBI's taxonomy places the organism in Eukaryota, Fungi, Ascomycota, Sordariomycetes, Amphisphaeriales, Apiosporaceae. Bases 1 to 1857 code for a protein of 618 amino acids. Gene Ontology annotation, biological process: mitochondrial respiratory chain complex IV assembly.
AUGUCACGGUCGAUUGCGCCCUCGUCGGCGCUCCUGCGUUCUGUGUUCCAGUCCCAGAGCCGCCAAUGCCGACGCUUCCUAUCCACACAGCCCGCAGCCCCCAAGCGGCCGACGCCCUCGAAUGUAUGGACUUCUGCCCACCAGCAAUGUCUGCGCGCAAGGAACCAGAACUGCGAACAGCGCCGCUUCAAGUCCCGGACGGUGGAGGAGGCCAAGAGCAGAUACCGGACGGGACCUUUCUCGUGGAAGGCCGGCAUUCUCUUCGUCCUCACCAGCGCAGGCCUGGUCUGGUACUUCGAGCACGAGAAACAGCGCAUGCAGCGCAAGCGCAUCGCCGAGGCCACCAAGGGCGUAGGCCGGCCAAAGGUCGGUGGAGACUUUGAGCUGGUGGAUCAGAACGGGCGCCCGUUCAGCAGCGAGGAGAUGAAGGGGAGGUAUUCUUUGGUCUACUUCGGCUUCUCUCACUGCCCCGAUAUCUGCCCCGAGGAACUCGACAAGAUGGCCACCAUGUUUGACAUUGUCGAAAAGGAGAACCCCGGCGCUGUCCUCCCCGUCUUCAUCACCUGCGACCCCGCGCGUGAUAACCCCGAGGUGCUCAAGACAUAUCUGAGCGAGUUCCACCCUUCCUUCAUCGGCCUGACGGGUACAUAUGACCAGAUCAAGAACGUUUGCAGGCUUUUCCGCGUCUACUUCAGCACGCCGAGGGACGUCAAGCCCGGCCAGGACUACUUGGUGGAUCACAGCAUUUACUUCUAUCUCAUGGAUCCCGAGGGCGACUUCGUCGAAGCUUUGGGACGGCAACACAGCCCGCAGGCUGGUGCUAAGCUCAUACUAGACCAUACCAAGGACUGGAAGGCCCCUGCAAGACAAACGCGUUACAACGGUCCCAGCCCGCAGAUCCAGUAUCCCAUCCACGAACAGAGCCAGUCGCGCUUGUUCGCUCUGCCUUUGGAGUUGCGCUUGAUCAUCUGGCGUCAAGCGCUCCUGGACGGGGCUGAUGCACAGCACAUCGCCCUCCAAUCGAACCCAUGGCAGCACGACGCUCCCGUUUUCGCGCGGUAUGCUUGCCGCCAGACUCCUGACAAGGCUUUCCUGUCAAAUCACUCCAAGGACUGGCAGUGGAUGAUGCGGGACCAUGAACACAGGGACGGACAUCUAGGCUGCGGCCAGCGGGCUUGGGAGCAGUACCCGCCGCUCAGCUCCCCCAUGGGCCUGCUCCUGGCGUGCAGGCGGACUUACGUUGAAGCGGUUGCCAUAGUGUACGCACGCAUCUGCAGGUUCGACGCCAGGGAGCUGAUGCACUUCCUGGACGAGCUGCCGCCCUGCACGCUGCGCAACAGGAUUACCGAGCUCGAGCUCUGGGUCAGGCCCGGCGUCCUGUGUUACCUCGAGGUCGCGGCUUUGGAGGACUCGGACCCAGGCGUCUGCUGGCCUGAACAGAGGAGGGACUUCGAUUCCGUCUGCAGGAAACUGGCCGCGAUGGGUGCCCUGAAGUGGCUGCGGAUCUCGUUCGACGAGCUGAAAGUCCCAUCGCAGGAGCCGGGGAGCCCCCCACCCGCUACCUUUUUCUGGACGGACGAACGCAGGGUUGCGCACAAGGAAGAAGGGUGGCUCCACAGCGCGGCGUUGAUCAAGGGCGUGGAAGACUUUGAGGUCUCCAUCAACGACGUCGAUGAGUAUGCCGAGGAGUUCCUCGAGGAGUGGGAUGACGGGCUAGGCGGGACGCUGAGAGUUAGGAGAAGGAGGGAGCCGGCGUGGGUCUAUGGCUGGGCAGAUUUGCUUAAGGGGGGUAUCAAUGUUUUGGACAAGGUUUGCGAUAAGUAUUCUCGUCCUUUGCAAAGGGCAGAUCGCAUGUGA